Molecule: messenger RNA, 2600 nt
Organism: Cyprinus carpio (common carp)
Lineage: Eukaryota; Metazoa; Chordata; Actinopteri; Cypriniformes; Cyprinidae
Product: protein FAM199X-like
Source: RefSeq, a predicted model, not a curated record
ACAGCGGUGAGGACCUGCGGACAGGAAGUGACGCGCCAUAAAAACCACAGAAGAAGUGUGAAACCGCCCGCCCUGCGUGUGACGUCAGCAGCGGAAGAGGGCUGAGAGCGGAUGUUUACGCUGGUCACAUUAAACGCCUAAAACAGAUCACUUUUAACAGCUUCCAGAUGUCUGAGGACGUCUUCGAGAAGUUCCUGGCUCCAGAAGAGCCGUUUCCGCUGCUGUCUCAGAGAGGGAACUUCAGUGAAGAUGCAACUCUGGACGUCAGUGACUUCGGGUGUCAGCUGUCCUCGUGUCACAGAACAGACCCGCUUCACCGCUUCCACAGCAGCAGGUGGCACCUGACCUCCUGCGGCACCAGCGUGGCCAGCUCGGACUGCAGCGAGGAGCUCUUCUCCUCCGUGUCUGUGGGCGAUCAGGACGACUGCUACUCGCUGCUGGACGAGCAGGAGCUGGCCUCCUUUGACCUCUUCCCCGAGGGCAGCGUGUGCAGCGACGUGUCCUCCUCCAUCAGCACUUACUGGGACUGGUCAGACAGUGAGUUUGAGUGGCAGUUAGCAGGCAGUGAUCUCGCCAGCGGCAGCGAUGUGCUGUCAGACAUCAUUCCCAGCGUGCCCAGCUCACCCUGCCUCCUGUCCAGAAGAAGAAACAAACCGCACCGAAACCUGGACGAGCUGCCCUGGAGCGCCAUGACCAACGACGAGCAGGUGGAAUAUAUUGAAUAUUUGAGUCGAAAAGUGAGCACAGAGAUGGGACUUCGAGAGCAGCUUGACAUCAUAAAAAUAAUCGACCCGAGCGCACAGAUUCUUCCGACAGACAGCGAGUUCAUCAUCGAGCUGAACUGCCUCACAGACGAGAAGCUCAAGCAGGUGCGGAGCUACAUCCGUGAGCACAGUCGGCGGCAGCAGCGCAGCGUGAAGAGGAGCCUGGCGAGCAGCGUGAGCGCUCACAGCAGCAGUAACACCAGCAUCACCAGCAGCAGCAUCAGCAGCAGCAGCGCCUCCACCGCCUCCAGCAUCAGCCGCGCUCACAGCGACGGCAACCUGGCCUCCGCCGCGGAGAGGAUACGAGACUCCAAGAAACGCUCCAAGCAGAGGAAGCUGCAGCAGAAGGCCUUACGCAAGCGUCAGCUGAAGGAGCAGAGACAGGCUCGUAAGGAGAGACUGAGCGGUCUGUUCCUGAACGAGGAGGUGCUGUCUCUCAGAGUCCCGGAGGAGGAGGAGGACCACUGCGACGACCUGGACGUGCUGAUGUGACCCCAGUGACCCUUCAGUGUUCCUUCUACGCCUCCUCCACACCGCAUUCAUCAGUAGUUAUGAUACUAAUAAAGUCUGUCGCAGUAAAACACGUCUGAAGUCACCCUUCAUCAGUCACACAGUCAGCGGUGAUCUCCAUCACGUUACAGUAAUCCCAGUAAUGAAGUAUUAAAAUACACCUCGUCAAUCUCGGUGCCAGUGACGCUUCACAAUUCUGAGUACAACAGCAAACAUCUGUUAUUAAACAUGAGGAAGUACAUAACCCUAAUUGUAUAUGACACCAAGUUUAAACCGUACUUGGUAUUAACCAUACUCUGGAAAGAGACCAGAGCAUGCGUUUGAGUAAUUAUUUCUCCUCUGUAAGAAUUUGUUAAUAGUCUUUAGUCAAAGGUACUAAAUGAUAGGAAGUAUGAUUUACACGUGAUGAGCGUGAAUCUUUAGAGACUGUUAAAUAUGAAGAGCAUCAAAAUUAAUAUAUUAGAUUUACAUAAAAAACUAAAUGCGUUCAACCCUUGCCCAGAAAACACCUUUUUAUAACAGCACAGUUAAAUUUGCAUUGGACAUAUGCAUUAUACCAUAACAUCUCAAACAACACAAGCUCUGACACACAUUCUUCAGUAGUGACUACGCGCAUUGAAAGGACAAAGAAGAACGUUUAAAAAUGAAUUUCAUCACGUCAUCACUGAUUUUUUUCAUAAACUGUACAUAAAUUAUAGUGUGGUUAUUGUGUGUAGAAGUACAUACAUGUUGAACUCCGGCGUAGAGGGAACACUGACAACUCCGUCGUCUCCAUGCUGUUUCUACUUUACACUGAUUUGAAACUUUUUGACAUUAAAAUUUCAUAUGAAAAUCUUAUAGUGCACAAUAACUUUAAACAUGUUUGUUAACCUGCUAUUACAGAAAUUAUUACUUGUGCUCUCCUAGGCAGAUUGGAGAAAGUAAUAUUUUAUUGUGAUUAUGUUUAUGUAAUAUGUGUUUUAGAAUGGAAGCGAUGGGAUGCUUUACUGUAAAAAUUACUCAUUCAGUUAUUACAUCUUGUCUUUUGUUUGGGUCAGAACUUGCUUGCUUAGUGUUUUGUUUUUUUUAAAUUUUAAAUCUUUCUUUGUAAAUUUAAGCUUCAUUUUAUUGAAAAUGUGCAAUUCAAGCAAUGAUUUCCACCCAAAAAAAUAUUUAGCUGAAAUGUGUCUAAAGAACAUAUUUUUAUUUCUUACAUCAUUCUAAGACAUCUACUUAGAUAUUUUAAUCCAGACAUAAAUGUAAAUGUAUAAGGUGAAGUUAGUUAACUGCUUUGCUGAAAUGUCUGAAUAUUCUUAAUUUUAACAGAAUAAAAUUAAAUUAUGACGA